Molecule: messenger RNA, 1625 nt
Organism: Lactuca virosa
Lineage: Eukaryota; Viridiplantae; Streptophyta; Magnoliopsida; Asterales; Asteraceae
Source: the annotation of a GenBank genome assembly
GUUUUGUUUUACUUUACUUUAUGAAAUCCAUCCCCAAUGUAGUCAGAUAUUUUUCCUAUAUAACAGUUUCAAAUUGUCUAUCACAUAUACAUUGUAUGAAAUGAGAUGUCGUUGCAAGAUGAUGAACAGUCUACAAACUUGCUUCAUUUUCAAGCUCACAUAUGGAACCACAUCUUCAGCUUUAUAAACUCCAUGUGUCUCAAAUGUGCUAUUCAGCUUCAAAUACCUGAUAUCAUCAAUCGCCAUGGUGCACCAAUGUUGCUCUCCGAGCUAGUUGAAGCCCUCUCCAUCAACAAGGAGAGAGCUCAUUUUGUCUAUAGACUUAUGCGCAUCCUUGUUCACUCUGGUUUCUUUAUGAAACAAAGUAUAUCCACAACUGGAGACCACGUGGAGGAGGAAAGAGAAGGCUAUUUGCUAGCUCCUGCUUCUCGCUUCCUUCUAAAGGAAGAGCCAUUAAGCAUUAGGCCCUUUUUGCUAGCCAUGUUGGAUCCAAUACUGAUGGAUCCAUGGCAACACAUGAGCAAAUGGUUCCAGAACGAUGACAUCAACCCUUUUCUGACAACCCACGGAAGGAAUCUUUGGGAUUUUGCAGGCCAAGAUCCGAACCUUAACCAGUUCUUCAAUGAAGCAAUGGGCAGUGAUGCAAGGCUUGUGACAAGUCUGAUUCUAAAACACUCUACAAAUGUUUUUGAAAGGUUGAAUUCAAUUGUUGAUGUAGGGGGUGGUACUGGAACCGUUGCCAAAGCCAUUGCGGAAGCUUUUCCUGAUAUAACUUGCAUCUCUUUUGAUCUUCCUCAUGUUGUUGAUGGUUUGGUAGGAAGUAAGAAUUUGAGUUUUCUUGGUGGAGACAUGUUUGAAUCCAUUCCAAAAGCUGAUGCAGUUUUGGUCAAGUGGAUAUUACAUGAUUGGAGUGAUGAAGAAUGCAUAAAGAUAUUGAUGCAGUGCAAAGAGGCAAUCCCCAGCAAGGAAAAGGGAGGAAAAGUAAUCAUCAUAGACAUGGUGUUGAAGAACGAUGAAGGGGACAAGGAAUUACUCGAGACUCAGCUUUUCUUUGAUAUGCUUAUGAUGACCUUGGUGACAGGAAGAGAGAGGAGUGAAAGAGAUUGGGCAAAGCUUUUCGUGGAUGCUGGCUUUAGCGAUUACAAGAUAACUCCAAUUUUGGGGUUAAGAUCUCUCAUUGAAGUUUAUCCCUAGGACCCUAGUUAAGGGCAUCCACAAUGCAUUAAACUUAUUAGAGUUUAAUGGAUUCACACAUCAUCAUUUUACUUACUAUACAACUCUACAUUAAUCUUCCUACAAUACAUUGAACUCAAUAGAGUUCAAUGGAAUAUAUAUAUUUAAUAGUUAAUAGGUUUUCUUUUUCCCAUUGAAGAGUUUCAUGACCAUUGAACUCCAUAUCCAUUGAAUGCCAACAUGGCAUCCCAUAAUGGUGGAGUUUAAUCAACUGAAUGCCAAUUAGGCAUGCCACCUCAUUCAACUCUCCCAUUGAACUAUGCAUUGUGAAUGCUCUAAGUUGCAUUGCUUUCAAUACAUCGUAAGUAUUGACGAAGCAAGUAAAAUAUGAAACUUAUUUGUAUUGGAUUUAUUUUUAUCUUGAUUGUGUUUCCUUUUAUCUCCUACAUGCU